Sus scrofa (pig) is the source of this 5040-nucleotide messenger RNA. RefSeq names its product SH3 domain binding protein 4 (gene SH3BP4). Lineage: Eukaryota; Metazoa; Chordata; Mammalia; Artiodactyla; Suidae. The record is from RefSeq and is a predicted model, not a curated record. Gene Ontology annotation, molecular function: protein binding. Gene Ontology annotation, cellular component: cytoplasm.
ACGGCCCCGCCCCGGCGCGGGGACCACCCUCCGCCCGCGGAGGCGGGGGCCGAGUGCUCCGGGCACUCUCGGCGGUCCCGGCCCUUCGCCGGCGCCGCGCGGUAGUUCCCGCGGAUCCGCCCGCUUUCCCUGCGGGGCGAGUUCCCAGAUCGCCACGAGAGCCGCAGCAGCCAGCGGGACGCAAUGCGAGCCAGCAUCUUCCUUUUCUGGACCGAAGCCCGGGUCCUGGGACCGGUCCUCUGACGUCGCAAGCUGUUGCAGGAAGAAGCACAUUGCAAAGCGGACAGCAUCGUGCAGCAUGGUUGCCUGAGCUUCGGAAACUGCUGGAAUAACGGGAGAGAGAAAUAUGAAACCUUAGCAGUUCUCCCAGGAAGAGGGUUUCGCGAUGGCAGCUCAGCGGAUCCGAGCUGCCAACUCCAGUGGCCUCCCCCGGUGCAAGUCCGAGGGGACCCUGAUCGACCUGAGCGAAGGGUUUUCAGAAACGAGCUUUAACGAUGUCAAAGUGCCUUCUCCCAGUGCCUUGCUCGCAGACAAUCCCACGCCUUUUGGAAACGCAAAGGAAGUGAUUGCCAUCAAGGACUACUGCCCCACCAACUUCACCACCCUCAAGUUCUCCAAGGGCGACCAUCUCUACGUCCUGGACACGUCGGGCGGGGAGUGGUGGUACGCACACAACACCACCGAGAUGGGCUACAUCCCCUCCUCCUACGUGCAGCCCCUAAACUACCGGAACUCCACCUUAAGCGACAGCGGGAUGAUUGACAAUCUUCCAGACAGCCCGGACGAGGUGGCCAAGGCGCUCGAUUUGCUCGGAGGGUGGGCCGAGGACAAGAAGGGAUCGAGCAAACCCUCCAGUAAUAAUCCCUUCUGGAACGGGGUCCAAACCAACCCGUUUCUCAAUGGGAACGUGCCGGCGGUGAUGCCCAGCGUGGACGCGCUGACUCCCAAAAGCACUGUGGACCUGCUCCUCUUCGACGCGGGCCCGUCCUCGUUCACCGAGUCCGGCUCGGCCACCACCAGCAGCACCGGCAACGUUUUCGACGAGCUGCCGGCCACCGGCCGCCUCCACGCCGAGCCACCGGUCAAGCGGGACAACCCCUUCUUCCGCAGCAAGCGUUCCUACAGCCUGUCGGAGCUCUCGGUCCUCCAAGCCAAGUCCGACGCACCGGCAUCCUCGGGCUUUUUCUCGGGCUUGAAGUCGCCGGCCCCCGAGCAGUUCCAGAGCCGGGAGGACUUUCGGGCCGCCUGGCUGAGCCAUCGGAAGCUGGCCCGGUCUUGCCAUGACCUGGACCUGCUGGGCCAAAGCCCCGGGUGGGGCCAGACCCAGGCGGUGGAGACAAACAUCGUGUGCAAGCUGGACAGCUCGGGGGGCUCGGUGCAGCUUCCCGACACCGCCAUCAGCAUCCACGUGCCCGAAGGCCACGUGGCCCCCGGGGAGACGCAGCAGAUCUCCAUGAAGGCUCUGCUGGACCCCCCGCUGGAGCUCAACAGUGACAGGUGCAGCAGCAUCAGCCCGGUGCUGGAGGUGAAGCUGAGCACCCUCGAGGUGAACACCCAUGUGGUCUUGGAGAUGAAAGUCUCGGCCGAGGUGAAGAGUGACGUCUUCAGCAAAAGCACAGUGGGCCUCCAGUGCCUGAGGAGUGACGCAAAGGAGGGCCCGUAUGUCCCCAUCCCACUGUCGUACAGCUACGGGGACACGGUCCAGGUCCAGCUGGACAACCUGGAGCCCUGCAUGUACCUGGCCGUUGUGGCCCACGGCCCGAACAUCCUGUAUCCCUCCACGGUCUGGGACUUCAUCCACAAGAAAGUCACCGUGGGUCUCUACGGUCCCAAACACAUUCACCCAUCCUUCAAGACGGUGGUGACCAUCUUCGGCCAUGACUGUGCCCCAAAGACCCUCCUGGUCAGCGAGGUCACCCGCCAGGCCCCUGGCCCGGCCCCGGUGGCCCUGCAGCUCUGGGGCAAGCACCAGUUCGUCCUGUCCAGGCCCCAGGACCUCCAGGUCUGCAUGUUUUCCAACAUGACCAACUACGAGGUCAAAGCCAGUGAGCAGGCCAAGGCCGUGAGGGGCUUCCAGGUGAAGCUGGGCAAGGUCAGCCGCCUCAUCUUCCCCAUCAUCUGCCAGAACCCCGGCGAGCUCUCGGACUUCACCUUGAGGGUUCAGGUGAAAGACGACCAGGAGGCCAUCCUGACCCAGUUCUGCGUCCAGACGCCCCAGCCGCCCCCCAAAAGUGCCAUCAAGCCGUCCGGGCAGAGGCGGUUCCUCAAGAAGAACGAGGUCGGCAAGAUCAUCCUGUCCCCGUUCGCGGCCACCACCAAGUACCCGACGUUUCAGGACCGCCCGGUGUCCAGCCUCAAGUUCGGCAAGCUGCUCAAGACGGUGGUGCGGCAGAGCAAGAACCACUACCUGCUGGAGUACAAGAAGGGGGACGCCAUCGCCCUGCUCAGCGAGGAGAAGAUCCGGCUCAAGGGCCAGCUGUGGACCAAGGAGUGGUACAUCGGCUACCACCAGGGCAAGGUCGGCCUGGUGCACGCCAAGAACGUGCUGGUGGUGGGCAGGGCGCGCCCCAGCCCGCUGGCCGGGCCCGAGCUGAGCACGUCCGCGCUGCUGGAGCAGAUCCUGCGCCCCUGCAAGUUCCUCACCUACAUCUACGCCUCGGUGCGGACGCUGCUCAUGGAGAACAUCGGCAGCUGGCGCUCCUUCGCCGACGCCCUGGGCUACGGGAACCUGCCGCUCACCUUCUUCUGCCGGGCCGAGCUGGACAGCGAGCCCGAGCGGGUGGCGUCCGUCCUGGAGAAGCUGAAGGAGGACUGCAACAACGCCGACAACAAAGAGCGCAAAUCGUUCCAGAAGGAGCUCAUGAUGGCCUUGCUGAAGAUGGACUGCCAGGGCCUGGUGGUCAGACUCAUCCAGGACUUCGUGCUCCUGACCACGGCCGUGGAGGUGGCGCAGCGCUGGAGGGAGCUGGCUGAGAAGCUCGCCAAGGUGUCCAAGCAGCAGAUGGACGCGUACGAGUCCCCCCACCGGGACCGGAACGGGGUCGUGGACAGCGAGGCCAUGUGGAAACCCGCGUAUGACUUUCUACUCACCUGGAGCCACCAGAUCGGGGACAGCUACCGCGACGUCAUCCAGGAGCUGCACACGGGCCUGGACAAGAUGAAAAACCCCAUCACCAAGCGCUGGAAACACCUCACAGGGACGCUCAUCCUGGUGAACUCCCUGGACGUCCUCCGAGCAGCCGCCUUCAGUCCCAUGGACCAGGACGACUAUGUGAUUUGAAGGGGUCCCUCCACCUCCUGCUGCUCACGGGGCGGGCCACUUGCCCUCCGUCUGCCCUGGACGCCCCGCAGUCCUAUGGAGCUGGGGGUGGACAGGGAGGGUCGGCUGCUCCCUUAGAUCCAGGGUCCCUCCCGGCUGGACCCGCACCCCGGACCAAGCACAUGCAACGCUCCACUCACCGCCUCUGUCACAGGGGAGGGGCCGUGGGAAUUGCUACGGCAGGUUGUUGCCAAUCAAAUAGCUUUCUAUUUGUUAAUUAUACCUUGAGAUUUAAAAUCACUUUUUUUUUAAAGUAUGGGGGGCUAGGGGCCGAUGAGAAAGGUGAUACCUAAUUUUUUAAUGGACCAUAAAGAUUUAAAAAAAAAAGAACACUUCAUAGGGGCAGAUGCUGUUGAGGUUUUUAUGUUCUCGAAAGACCUUUUUAAAUUAUGUUCCAGAUGUAUAUAUGUAUUUAAGGGUCGUGGGAGCAUUUCUAAUUGCCAGGCACACUCGGCAUUUCAACACUGAGCUCGGAAAGACACUCGUUCAGGCGUUGGGCCGUCUGGGGUCUGUACGGAAAACGAAGUCAAACAGGAACCGUGCUGUUUCAGUCAAGAGUCUGGUCCUCACCCAUUCUUCCCGAGAUCAUCCUAGGCCUGGCUUUCCUCGUGUUUUUAUUUACCUUCUGUACAUCGGCCCCGUGUCGCAGGAAAGGAUCAGCCACAGCACAGGGGAGGCUUUUUUGAGCUUUAGCGGCCAGAGGGAAAUCCAGUUUUAUGCCCUUGAGACAAGCGGGCAGCGGGCAGGCAGCCUUCUCUCCCGCCCUGCCGGGGGCCUUCAGUCCUGCAAAAGAGCUGCACCAUUUGGAGGGAGGGGGUCCCCGAAGCUCUAAAGCCACUGUCCUGCUUCUCCCUGGAGGCAGGGGGAGUGCUUCCUGCGGAGCUCAAAGCCUCGCCUCCGGGUGUGAAGAAAACGCCACCCCACAUGCACCUAAUGCUCAUGGCCAGGGGUGUCCGCUGCCGUUUGCCAAACUCCAUUUCACCUAAAACGUCACCCCUCUGGCCUCCUGGUGUGUCCAUCUUUCCUUGGACGUAAAUAGCAUAGGGAAGUCUCUUUUAAAAAAAACACUGUAACGAUUACCCAAGCAAAAUGAAUGUUUUCUGAAAACAUUUCCCGCAUACAGUGGGGCCCACUGAGUUCCCAACGCUGGUUGCAGAUCCGCGUGCUGGGCUGAAUUCCGGCUGCAUCGCCAGGAGGGAGUGAGGGGCGGGGCUGAAGACUCCAGCGGAUCUGAGGAGUCGAUCCCCAGGAAGGAGCCAGGACACGCGCUGUGCUCACCUGAGGGAUGCUAGGCCAUCUGGAAUCCCUGAAUGUCAUUCCCUCUGUCCGCUUUCUGGAGGCCUGUUAAUUACUUAGCCUCAUUGAUGUAAAUGCUCUCUCAGGCAGCAACACUCUUAGAAGGCUGUUGAUUCAGAUACUGAAGACCAACUAGCUAGAAACACCCACGAAAAGAGCCCUGCCUCGUUUCUUCUGCAGGAGCCUGGACACACACUCGGCCGAUCCUCACCCAAAGUCACCUGACCUUCUGCUUCUUGACUCUCCGCCUUCAGUCUUCCCAGAGAGCAUCUCUCACUUUCCCCCCAAAGAAGAAACCAAACCAGUCGCACCUUAAAUAUGGAUAUUUUUCCUCAGGGGCUUUAAAUUGUUUCCUAUGCAACAUGUCUUGUAGCACAAAAUUCGAUUCUACAAAAGUUGCAGUAAAUUUUCUUUGGAUAUUUUAA